AUGGCAUCGUUUUGCAGAUCAGCGUUAAUGGCAGGUUCCAGAAACUUAGUAUCUAGAUCCAGAACCGUAACUCAAAAAUCCCUCAAUCUUAAACCAACAACGACUUCAUCCCCUUUCCCUUCUGUGUCCCAAUCCAUCCCUCGCGCUUCUAGGGUUCUCUCGGCUUUGGGAAGCGUUGAAACAAUGAUUCCGCUUCACAGUGCGGUUGCUUCAGCUCGGCUCCGCUCAAGCAUUGCUGCUGAUUCCUCCUGUUGGAGCUUGCUUUCCCAGGGACUUGCCACGCCUUUGUGA
Microthlaspi erraticum is the source of this 291-nucleotide messenger RNA. The record is from the annotation of a GenBank genome assembly. Lineage: Eukaryota; Viridiplantae; Streptophyta; Magnoliopsida; Brassicales; Brassicaceae.